This is a messenger RNA of Microthlaspi erraticum, 1209 nucleotides long. NCBI's taxonomy places the organism in Eukaryota, Viridiplantae, Streptophyta, Magnoliopsida, Brassicales, Brassicaceae. The record is from the annotation of a GenBank genome assembly.
AUGAUCUAUCCUAUCUCUGAUAGUACUUGGGUCUCACCAGUGCACUGUGUUCCUAAGAAAGGUGGUAUGACUGUGAUUAAGAAUGAUAAGGAUGAAUUGAUACCAACUCGAACUAUAACAGGACAUUGGAUGUGCAUAGAUUACAGGAAAUUGAAUGCUGCAUCUAGAAAAGAUCACUUCCCAUUGCUAUUCAUUGAUCAAAUGCUUGAAAGAUUAGCUAAUCAUCCUUACUACUGUUUUCUUGAUGGUUAUUCUGGGUUCUUUCAAAUCCCAAUUCAUCCUAAUGAUCAAGAAAAAACCACCUUCACUUGCCCUUAUGGAACAUUUGCAUAUAAGAGGAUGCCUUUUGGUCUUUGCAAUGCACCUGCUACUUUUCAGAGGUGUAUGACCUCUAUAUUUUCGGAUCUGAUCGAGGAGAUGGUGGAAGUCUUCAUGGACGAUUUCUCAGUCUAUGGCUCCUCCUUCUCCUCAUGUUUGCUUAACUUGUGCAGGGUGCUAUCUAGGUGUGAAGAGACCAAUCUGGUGCUGAACUGGGAGAAGUGUCACUUCAUGGUCAAGGAAGGGAUAGUGCUGGGUCACAAGAUAAAUGCGAACGGGAUCGAGGUGGACAAGGCCAAGAUCGAGGUCAUGAUGCAGCUGCAGCCGCCUAAGACGGUCAAGGAUAUCAGAAGCUUCCUCGGACACGCUGGAUUUUACAGGAGGUUUAUCAAAGACUUCUCAAAGAUCGCGCGACCUCUGAUCAGAUUGCUGUGCAAGGAGGUCGAGUUCGUUUUCGACGCUGACUGUUUGGAAGCGUUCGAGCUCAUCAAGGAGGCCCUCGUUUCUGCACCAGUCAUUCUUGAUCGAUUUGAAGGGUCCAGACCACCUCGACUUCAGUUUCCCAGGAAACAGCUUUACUUGAGAGUUAAACAGCAGCACUCGAUCGCCUUCCUUCAAAUCCUUUCGAAUGAUCUUUUUGUCGUGGAAUGCCUUGGUUCUCUCCUUGUAGAUCUUAGAACUUUCGUAGGCAUCCAACCUGAUCUCCUCGAGCUCAUGCAGAUCGAGCUCUCUCUUCUCCUGGGCAGUCUUGAGAUCAAAAUUCAGCAUCUUUGUCACCCAGAGGGCUCUUUAUUCCACUUCAACAGGGAGGUGGCACGACUUUCCGUACAACAAUUGAAAUGGUGUCCUCCCAAUAGGCGUCUUGAACGCUGUCCUAUACGCCCAGAGUGA